Messenger RNA from Tripterygium wilfordii, 490 nucleotides. Its product is annotated as acyltransferase-like protein At1g54570, chloroplastic. Gene Ontology annotation, cellular component: membrane. The record is from RefSeq and is a predicted model, not a curated record. Lineage: Eukaryota; Viridiplantae; Streptophyta; Magnoliopsida; Celastrales; Celastraceae. The coding region runs from base 18 to 470 and encodes 150 amino acids. The transcript has 3 exons.
AACCAGAAUUCGUGAGAAUGACAGCACGGUUUGGGGCCACGAUUGUACCAUUUGGGGCUAUAGGAGAAGAUGAUAUGUUUGAACUGGCUCUUGAUUACAAUGACUAUAUGAAAAUUCCUAUGCUUAAUGACUAUAUCAGGGAUGCCAGUCGUAAAUCAAUGAGAAUCAGAGACGAGAGUUUUGGGGAAGUAGCCAGCCAAGAUAUAUUUGUUCCAGGCAUUUUGCCGAAGAUAUAUGGCUGGUUUAACUAUCUAUUCAGGAAGCCUAUAGAAACAAAGGGAAUGGAAGAGGCACUGAAAGAUAAAGAAAAUGCGAAACAACUGUACGAUCAGAUAAAAUACGAAGUUGAAAGCAACAUUGCUUAUCUGUUGAAGAAGCGAGAAGAGGAUCCUUACAGAAAUACUCUUGACAGAACAUUGUACCGAAUGUUGCAUUCUCCUUUACAUGAAGUUCCAGCAUUUAAGCCUUGAAAAAGUUUUUUUUUUCUACA